UUUUAAUGGAACAAUUUGACUUGAAUAUGUGCAAAUUCAAUUAAUUUAAAGGAUUGUUUGAACCUAAAAAUAUUGGGAUUUAGAUUACUUUCUGUAGGGUUCUCUGUGACCUAGAAAUUUAGUGGCAGUGUUUAGCAUUAACAGGCCUAGCUAAAUUUGCAAAGGGUCUCCCAGAUUUAUUGGAGGAAUAAUCACAAUAGAAUAGACUGGAGUCUAAGAGCAGCAAGCACUCACUUCCAGCAACAGAAGCCCCAGAUGUUUGACUGCAAAAGAGUCCAUGGGAUGAAGAUCUCAGAGCAGGAAAGUUGGCAGUUGGUUCCUGUCUGAUGGAGAAAGAAUUAAGACCUCUGUCUUAGACUAAAGAACCCUUAGACUAAAGACUGAAUGCCUUUGUCCAAGGUGCCCUGGCAAGAGGAACAGGAAGAAAACAACUCAAAGAUGAGAGUGAUUCGAGUGGGCACCCGUAAGAGCCAGCUGGCUCGUAUACAAACAGACAGUGUGGUGGCAAUGCUGAAAGCCUUCUAUCCAGGCGUGCAGUUUGAAAUCAUUGCCAUGUCCACAACAGGGGACAAAAUUCUUGAUACUGCACUCUCCAAGAUUGGAGAGAAGAGCCUGUUUACCAAGGAGCUGGAAUAUGCCCUGGGAAAAAAUGAAGUGGACCUGGUUGUUCAUUCCCUGAAGGACCUGCCUACCAUGCUACCUCCUGACUUCACAAUUGGAGCCAUCUGCAAGCGGGAGAACCCCUGUGAUGCUGUUGUCUUUCACCCAAAAUUUGUUGGGAAGACCCUAGAAACCUUGCCAGAGAGGAGUGUAGUAGGAACCAGCUCCCUGCGGAGAGCAGCCCAGCUGCAGAGAAAGUUCCCACAUCUGGAGUUCAAGAGUAUUCGGGGAAAUCUCAACACCCGGCUUCAGAAGCUGGACGAGCAGCAGAAGUUCAGUGCCAUCAUCCUGGCUGUAGCAGGCCUGCAGCGCAUGGGCUGGCAGAAUCGGGUGGGGCAGAUUUUACACCCAGAGGAAUGCAUGUAUGCUGUGGGCCAGGGGGCCCUGGGCGUGGAAGUCCGAGCCAAGGACCAGGACAUCUUGGAUCUAGUGUGUGUGUUGCAUGACCCUGAGACUCUGCUGCGCUGCAUUGCUGAAAGGGCCUUCCUGAGGCACCUGGAAGGAGGCUGCAGUGUACCAGUAGCAGUGCAUACAGUAAUGAAGGACGGGCAACUGUACCUGACUGGGGGAGUCUGGAGUCUAGAUGGCUCAGAUAGCAUGCAAGAGACCAUGCAGACUACCAUCCAUGUCCCUGCCCAGCAUGAAGAUGGCCCAGAAGAUGAUCCACAGCUGGUAGGCAUCACUGCCCGGAACGUUCCACGAGGAGCCCAGCUGGCUGCCGAGAGUCUGGGCACCAGCCUGGCCACCUUGUUGCUGAACAAAGGAGCCAAGAACAUCCUGGAUGUUGCUCGGCAGCUUAAUGAUGUCCAGUAACUGGUGUGAGGAACACAGAUGCCUGGGUUGCCACUUUCCAGUGCCUCAUCUGGCCUUCAGUGCCCUGUGUUCACUAACUGGGAGAGUGAUUACUUCAGUAGAUUGAACUGCAGGGGCUGAGGCUUCCAGCGACCUGCUUCACCUUGGGGCCUUGAUGACUGACUGCCUUGCCUCCUCAGUAGGUGGGGGCUUCAUCUCUUUAGAGAAAAAGUUCAAGCCACAGUCUUCGAAUGUAACUGACCCUACUAAUAAACCAGCUCUGAAGGUGGUUGUUCUUUUGGUGGGGUUGGGAAGAUAGGAAUAAACCCAAAACCCUUUUAA
Molecule: messenger RNA, 1794 nt
Organism: Castor canadensis (American beaver)
Lineage: Eukaryota; Metazoa; Chordata; Mammalia; Rodentia; Castoridae
Gene: Hmbs
Product: hydroxymethylbilane synthase
Biological process (GO): heme biosynthetic process
Cellular component (GO): cytoplasm
Molecular function (GO): hydroxymethylbilane synthase activity
Source: RefSeq, a predicted model, not a curated record